This is a messenger RNA of Erythranthe guttata (spotted monkey flower), 1291 nucleotides long. Its product is annotated as peroxidase 15. Gene Ontology annotation, molecular function: heme binding; peroxidase activity. Gene Ontology annotation, biological process: response to oxidative stress; hydrogen peroxide catabolic process. NCBI's taxonomy places the organism in Eukaryota, Viridiplantae, Streptophyta, Magnoliopsida, Lamiales, Phrymaceae. The record is from RefSeq and is a predicted model, not a curated record.
AUCAAUCUUCACUAUAUAUACACAUAAAACUCAAUUAUUAUUUUCUCAUAAAGAAAAGAAAUCAAAAAAAGUAGAGAUCUAGAAAAAUGCAUUCUUUUCCUUCAUUAACCCUGGCAUUAAUUACUACAGCCGCCAUAUUAGUUCUUCAACUUGCUCCACUCUCUGAAGCUCAAUUAAACUCAUCAUUUUACUCGAAUUCAUGCCCUAAUGUUUCCAAUAUUGUCACCACUGUAAUCCAGCAAGCUUUACAGUCGGAUCCUCGUAUUGGAGCCAGCCUCCUUCGUCUCCAUUUCCACGAUUGCUUUGUUCAGGGAUGUGAUGGAUCAAUUUUGUUAGACAACAACGUCAACGGAACAAUACAGAGCGAGAAAGACGCAGCUCCAAACACAAAUUCGACUCGAGGGUUCGAUGUUGUGGACAAUAUUAAGUCCGCCGUUGAGAAUUCUUGCCCAGGCGUUGUGUCGUGUGCAGAUAUUUUAGCCCUUGCUUCUCAAUCUUCUGUUUCCUUGGCAGGAGGUCCAUCAUGGAAUGUAUUGUUAGGAAGAAGAGAUGGAACAAGUGCAAAUCAGGCGGGGGCCAAUACCGCCAUUCCUGCACCUUUCGAGAACUUGACCAAUCUCACUGCCAAGUUUUCUGCUGUCGGUUUAAACAUUACCGAUUUAGUUGCACUAUCAGGUGCGCACACUUUUGGGCGUGCGCAGUGUAGACUGUUCAGAAACAGGCUGUACAAUUUCAGCGGCAGCGGCGGCCCCGAUCCGUUGCUGAACGCCACCUACUUGGCCAGCCUCCGCCAGAUUUGCCCGCAGAACGGCGGCGGAUUCUCGGUGGCGGAUCUCGAUCCGACGACUCCCGAUACAUUCGACGCCAAUUAUUUCUCAAACUUGCAGAGCAAUCAAGGGCUCCUACAGUCCGAUCAGGAACUGUUUUCGGCUUCCGCCGGCGCACAGACGACGUUGCCGAUCGUUAACAUGUUUAGCGGGAAUCAGAGUGCGUUCUUCCAGAGCUUUGUGGCGUCGAUGAUUAAUAUGGGAAAUAUUAGUCCGUUGAUUGGUGUAAAUGGAGAGAUCAGAUCCAAUUGCAGAAGGGUCAAUGGGAGCUAAUUAUAUUAUAAAUAAAGCCCGCUUUCUUAAUAAUUGAUUGUUGUAUUUAAGUUGUUAAAAGCUUGAAAAUGUUUUAUGCUAUAUUUGUCUACUUUCAAGUUUCAAGCAAGAUUUUCGUAAUAUGGAAAUGCAAAUCUUGAUUAUUAUGUUAAGAAAUUAAGAAUGAUGAAUAAAUAUUACCGUUCAACAAA